AUGCCAGGCCCAGGCAAACGGCUGUCAUUUCCAAACAACCUCCUUCAUUCUCCCAAAUCAUCUGCCAAGUCAAUUCCACAGUAUCAUCCUAUCGAAUUACGCACCGAAAUUGAGUCGCCUCCUUUGGUUUUCUAUGGCGCAUCAGAAUCUAGUACGGGCGCAUUGUUGUCAGGCCAGCUAAAACUUACUAUCAAUGAGGGUUUCACGCCAAUCGAGACGAUGGAUUUGAAGUUGGUCCUGGAGGUAACUAGGAAAGAGCCGUUUCACUCAAGGUGCGCCGAGUGCACGCAUCAAACUACUGAGUUGACAAAAUGGAAUUUUCUGGCUGGUCCCGCGACGAUGAAAAAAGGCCAACAUAACUUCCCAUUCAGCUUUUUAUUGCCAGGGCACUUGCCUGCGACGAUGAAAGGAUCGCUCGUGACAAUCAAUUACGUUCUUCAAGGCAAGGUGGUACCGAAAAAUAGCGAGCCCGUCAAGUUAUCAGAGACGCUCAUUAUCAAACGCGCCAUCCAGCCAGCCGACAGUCCUCGACGAUCCAUCCGAAUAUUCCCUCCGACGAACCUUACUGCGAACUGCGAAUUACCUCCAGUCAUUCAUCCAAUUGGCGAAACAACCGUAUCGAUGAGGAUGGAUGGAGUUGUGAAGCGGAAUACAGAAUCAAAAACACAAACACAAUGGAAAUUGAAGCGUGUUACCUGGCAUUUGGACGAGAUACAAAAGCAAAUAUCCCCCGCGUGUCCAAAACAUGCCGCAAAAGCUGGAGCUGUGGAUGGAGCCAAGAAGGGUACGGCGCACCAAGAUACAAGAACCAUCGGCUCAGACGAGAUUAAGACGGGCUGGAAAGCGGACUAUAGCUCCGCAGAUGGAAGUAUCGAAUUGGAAUUUCCAUUCAGCAUCAAAUCAGAUUCCAACCCUGUAUGCGACAUGAAAUCAGAGGAUGGAACAGAAGUUACACACAACUUGAUCAUUGAGAUGAUCGUUGCUGAGGAAUUCGCUCCCAUCAGCAAGGUCACACAGGUGACACCAACUGGUGCAGCACGGGUUUUACGAAUGCAUUUCAAUAUCAUCGUGACGGAACGAACUGGUAUGGGUAUUUCGUGGGACGAGGAACAACCACCACUUUACGAGAACGUCCCAGCAAGUCCACCAGCAUAUGGCGGAUCAGAACCUUUUGUGGGUGAUAUCCCAGAUUACGAGGAUUUGGAGCCUUUGGAUGCGGUAAACACACCACCGCAGUCCUCUCACGGAAACGGAGAGGGUUCUUCUAGAUCUCAUUAA
Messenger RNA from Glarea lozoyensis ATCC 20868, 1278 nucleotides. RefSeq lists its product as uncharacterized. The transcript has 2 exons. Gene Ontology annotation, cellular component: cytoplasm; plasma membrane; cytosol. The coding region runs from base 1 to 1278 and encodes 425 amino acids. NCBI's taxonomy places the organism in Eukaryota, Fungi, Ascomycota, Leotiomycetes, Helotiales, Helotiaceae. The record is from RefSeq and is a predicted model, not a curated record. Gene Ontology annotation, biological process: ubiquitin-dependent endocytosis. Gene Ontology annotation, molecular function: protein-macromolecule adaptor activity; ubiquitin protein ligase binding.